AUGAGUAAAGCUAUUCCUGUUGUGGACGUGGAAGACGAUGAUUUUCUAUCUCAAGUAGCUGCAAUGGAAGCCGACGCUCUAUCCACGAAACGUCGUAAAACCACCACCUCCACCACCAGAGCCACCAUCAACUCCGAAACCAACGAAGACAAGGGACACGAGGGAGCAUAUACAGCAGCUCUCAAAGGAAGCAAAAGCUUUGUAUCUCAGCAACAACCCUUCAAUUAUUUCCCCAGUUACGGAGUAAAGUCGUUCGGUAGUGUUGAAUCUGCUGCUGCCGCCGGUGGUGGUGGUGGUGGAGGAGGAGGUUCGUGCUUUAAAUGUGGAAAAUCGGGGCACUGGUCUCGGGAUUGUAGUGAGAACUCGUAUGGGGGCGGUGGUGGUGAUUCUUCCGUUCCUGAGAAGGCGUGUCCCUGUGGGUUAGGGGCUUGUAAUGUACUCACUGCCAAUACUGAGAAGAAUCGCGGUCGCAAGUUCUACAAAUGUCCUCUCAGAGAGGAAAACGGAGGUUGUGGUUUUUUUGAGUGGUGUGACAAAUCUUCUGCAACUGAUACUAUGAUUGGCAAAUCGCAAAUUUAUACAUCAAAUCCUUCAGUCCCAGAACUUUCAUGUCCAUGUGGUGCUGGUUCUUGCCUUAUUCUGACGGCCAAAACAGGGAAAAAUAUUGGCCAACAAUUCUACCGCUGUCCCGCAGGCCAGGUAUUGUUUGCCUAUAAUUUGAUACCCAGUCCUUAUGAAUCCCGUCAUUUAGUUUGAAUUUGAGAUAGUUAUUACAAAGAAUUUUAUGAAUACUAACAAACAUGGUUCUCUUGUUGAGUUUAUGUCUCCAAUGGCAUAAAAUAUGUGACUUAUCUUGUGCCUUGCGUGCUAUGUGCUUUACACUGACUGGAGUGCACUUCAGGGAAUAGAAUAUUUUGGAUUCUACCUUCCUUGUUAACUGUUGACUUGUUUAGUCACAUUCGUAUUGUUGAAUGAUAUGGUGAGAUCUUUGUCAAGUUGAAGCAUUAAAGUGCCCUUAAAUGUUUUUUUCAUUUUGGUGCCGGUGGUAUUAUAAAGGUUUCGGUGCCCCUAUCGAUUUCCUUAGAUAACAACUAGUUGGUGUGUGGAACAUGGAUCCUUGUUGUAUAGGUAGCUUUAUGUAGGAAGAUAUUCUUAAAAUUAUGUUCUUCUUUGCAACCACAAUUCAUGUAAAUAAAUGGCCACAUAGUUCAACGUUCUUGAUUACCUAUAGUGGUGGGAGGCUAUGUUACUCGGACG
This is a messenger RNA of Ilex paraguariensis (yerba mate), 1257 nucleotides long. Lineage: Eukaryota; Viridiplantae; Streptophyta; Magnoliopsida; Aquifoliales; Aquifoliaceae. The record is from the annotation of a GenBank genome assembly.